This is a messenger RNA of Centruroides sculpturatus (bark scorpion), 783 nucleotides long. Its product is annotated as cytochrome P450 4C1-like. The record is from RefSeq and is a predicted model, not a curated record. The transcript has 5 exons. Gene Ontology annotation, molecular function: heme binding; monooxygenase activity; iron ion binding. The annotation marks the transcript as partial. Lineage: Eukaryota; Metazoa; Arthropoda; Arachnida; Scorpiones; Buthidae.
GUGUUCAAGAGAAGAAAAGAAAAUUUUGUGAAAAAAGUGCAGCAGCACCAUUCAUUAGACAAACAAACACGCAAUGAAGAAAAACCAAAGAUGAAAACAAAACAACGUCUUAUCGAUUCCCUGUUGGAUCUUCAUGUCAAAGAAGGUUUAAUAUCGGAAGAAGACGUUAUCAGAGAAAUGGGCGGCGCAAUUUUUGCGAGUUACGAUACAACCUCCCACGCUAUGUCAUGGUCUCUUUAUCUUUUGGGAAGAUUCCACAAAAUACAAGAGAGAGUGUAUUUAGAAUUGGAAGAAAUUUUCAAGAAUGAUAUGAAUAGGGAUAUUACUAUUGAAGACCUGACAAAAAUGACGUACUUGGAAUGCGUAAUUAAGUCGAUGAGAAUCUAUCCUCCUAUUCCUAUAAUUGCAAGAAAAAAUCCUUCGGAAAUGAAAAUAAGUAAUUACUCGUUGCCUGCAAAUUCGAGUCUUGUCAUAAAUAUCUAUGGCAUUCACCAUAAUCCUUCUGUUUACGAAAAUCCCGAAGUGUUCGAUCCAGACCGUUUCCUACCUGAAAAAUAUAAAAAUCUUCAUCCUUAUGCAUUUCUGGCAUUUUCUGCCGGUCCACGAAAUUGUCUCGGACGUAAACUCGCCAUGAUGAAAAUUAAAAUAGUUUUGGCAAAUGUUCUUCGUAAUUUUAAAGUUUACUCUUUGGAUUCUCAAGAUAAGAUUGUCACUUGUUUCGAAUGUGUUUUGUCCCCAAUAUUAGGUAUAAAAAUGUGUGUAGAAAAAAGAAGUAUGUUGUAA